AUGCCUGCCGAAGAAUAUACCCACGGGCAGGCUACGAAUGCUUCUACCGAGAGCUUGACACCAGGAAGCACCGAUGCGCAUUCAGAUAGUAUCUCCCCAACAACCACUGCUCAAUCCUCGCCUGCAUCCAAUUAUACGCAUCCAGUGACAUUGAACAAUAGCCAUGUUGACUCCUUGCAAGUCUUCAUCGACGAUGUCAACUGUGCCCUAACAGGAGCUCUUGCUCGGGGCGGCAGUGCAUACAGCAAAGUCACAGUCCUGUUCCUAAGAUGGGCCGAUGACGUCUUCGUCGAUCCUGGUGUCAACAAUGGGGUGCAGGGAGAGAUUGACAGUCUGGAAAAGGUUUUGGUUGACGAAUACGGCUUUGAAUCGGAGAUUUGCCUUAUUCCAAGUCACAAACCGCAGCUCAGUUUGAUGCGAAGGAUUAUGGACUUUCAGGAGGCACAUGAUUCCGUAGAAGAGCUUCUUUUAGUUUACUAUGGAGGUCAUGGCGUAUUGAACGACCUCAAUCAGAGCAUCUGGAGUCAAGGAAAUGGACCGAUCAUCGAAUGGUUCUCUAUCCAGCCUAUACUGGAGCAUGCAGCCUCUGACAUCCUUAUUCUACUCGAUUGCUGCUUUGCAGCCUCUGCUGGGCUGACAUCGAUCAAUGGUUCAGUCGAAGUCCUCGCAGCGUGUGGGCGUGAAGUGGGCACCGUUGGCAUUUCCGGCUGGUCUUUUACUAGUCGACUCACUGAGGUCCUUUACAAGAAAAGGCUUCAACGCUUCACCGUGGCUCAACUACACUCUGACCUGAUGGGUUAUCGAGCAGUCUCGGGUGAGAAAAAACUGCUGAGGACCCCCGUCCAUGGCAUAAUGAGCAAUAAAGACAAGGCAAGCGUUCGUAUCUCAUCCCUCAAAACUGAUUCUGAUAUCGAAGACUUGGAAGAGUUGAACCUUACCACGCUCGAAGACUCUGUGUCAGUUAAAAAUUCUUCAUCGCGUGUCUUAAUAUCUGUGUCCAUCGAAGGCGAUUUAGACCAGGUUGCCUGGCGAGACUGGCUUCUGAGCCAAUUGCCAAGCGGAAUCAGUGGUUUAUCACUGGUUAGGCCAGAAGGUAUCUGGCGCUCGCACUCCUCACUUGGAUUAUUCAGCUUGCCAAUCGCUCUGUGGGACUUACUUGCCAACAAACCAGCUUACGCUUUUGUUGGAUACGUCACUACUCCGAAUAUAAUCCACGAAAUCAUCCCUCCAUCCAUUUUGUCGAUCAUCUACCCAAAUCUAAUUCAUAGCGAGCUACCUACUUCAUCUAUAGAAGACUCGGCACACCCUACGACCAAAAAAAAUAAACUCUUUCCGCGGCAUACGAACUAUUGGAGCGAAGAUAAAGAGCUUCAUUGGAAGGUUUCUAUGUCGCAGCCACCGAAAUAUGUGCAGACGAUGAUUAUAUCGCCAAAAACAAAAUUUCCCCCAUCCCAGCAAGCUCAUGUUCCAAGUCGUUCAGACGAUUCUGUCAAAUCUUUCAGUAAGAUCGUUGCUCGAGGCGUCGAUGCGGAAGCCGAUAUCCAGAUCAAAGAAAACGAGUUCCAGCGAGGGAUCUACAAAAAGCUCGUGGACUCGGCCAAUACUGCAAACAAGACAUGGACAGAGUCUCUGCGUUCAUUUUCAAUUCCGCGUUUCACACAAGCCCCAAUGCCGACCAACGAGGAACUCAAAUCAAUUGUUUGCCAUUACUAUCCUCCACGAGCUAUACUCAAAUGUCACGUAUGCGAUUUCGGCGACGGGAGAGCAGAACAUAGAAUCGUUGAACUGGGCAAGCUCGAAGAAUACAUGAUUGUAAAGCCUGAUUGGGUCGAUGUGCGCUGGAUACAUGCUCCUCUGGGAUCAGGCCUGAUGCAGUCGUCCCUCGAAGACGUUUUCUUGCACUUGAAUGACCGAGGACAAGGGCGUGAGUUUGUCCAGCUGGGUAAAUCUGUAUGGAACUACUUGGAGUCUGAAAUCUUCAAUUUUAAAGAUCAGGACUACUUCCAAGAGAUGCGAGAUAUCUAUGCCCUGUUUCACGAUCGUGAAGAGCUGCGGGCAGACCUUGAUAUUUUAACCUGGAAUGGAGACGAAAAUGCUAGUCUUCAUCCAGCUGUUGAUUGGAGGGCCAAGCAUCUAGCCACGGAUGCAGGCUUUUGGAACCUUGUCAGCUCAGACAUACCAUGUCAUCUAUCUGAAGAACAUUCGAUGGGCAGUCCUGGUACGAUGGAUGGCUUGAAGUCUAUUGAUCGCCAUGUUGAGAAACAAACGCUUUCGCUCGAACCAUUUUAUGGCAACGCGCAAUUGGCUCGGGACCCCUUUCGAACUUUUCACCGUGGCGAUGGCUUUCUGCUUACUUUAUCACCCAUGAAUGGGGUGAACUAUUUGGACGAAAAUUUCGCAAAGUACUUGAAAGAACCAGCAGACUCCAGAUUCGACAAUGAUGACGCCUCGGCAAUAGGUCAUUGCUUCCACGCAUUUGCAAACACUGGAAGUAGUACAUGGCACCGCAGAACAGUCGAGUACUUCCUUACAUAUCUCUUGACAGAGACUCUGACUACCCCGCACGCUAUGCGGCAGGGUUUCAAUGCACUGCCAUUAAGCAGUGCCUACAGAUCUAUUGUCCAAGAACUGAAACGCGGGCUUCUCGACGAAAGGGAGCCGAAAGAGAAAGCCAACCUCAAGAGAGAAUAUCUCACAUGCAUGGAUGAACUCAGAUGUAUUACGGCCAGCCUGAAGAAGAAGCUAAAGUUGUUCAAAGUAAUGCAAAUAGAUAUUGAAAAUUUCGAAGCAGAAGAUUUGCGAAAUGGGAAGCUGCCAGACCAUGUUGAAGGCGAGAGCGCUACCGAACGUAUUCACUGGGCUAUCGACACAGUUGAGUCUGACUAUGAUUCCUUUGAGCGAUUGCUGGCGGACCUUCAACAUUUAUUGGAUGAAGUAAGUUGCACCCCAAUACUUUCUGUACCUCGCCCUUACAAAUGA
This is a messenger RNA of Bacidia gigantensis, 2979 nucleotides long. RefSeq lists its product as uncharacterized. Bases 1 to 2979 code for a protein of 992 amino acids. The record is from RefSeq and is a predicted model, not a curated record. The transcript has a single exon. Lineage: Eukaryota; Fungi; Ascomycota; Lecanoromycetes; Lecanorales; Ramalinaceae.